GCCACUCUCGUCCCAGAGUAAAUAAGGGACCGAGCGCGACUCUCCGGAGCACCGUAAAUAGAGUCCGAGUGGGCGGGGAGCCGCCCGGCACCGCCUGCUCAUGUCGCUGCAGAGCCAAGUGUCCGGCCGCCUGGCACAGCUGCGCGCGGCGGGGCAGCUGCUGGUCUCCCUGCGCCCCUGGCCCGGCCGCUCGGCGGGUGGCCCGCGGCCCCGUGGCAGUGCGUGCGGUCCCCUGGUGGCACUGGGCGAGCACGGCUACUGCGCGUGGCUCUCGGCGGGAGUUGGGGCGUGGGGGGCGGCGGGGCGUGGAGCCUGGGUGCGCACCUGGGCCCCCCUGGCCAUGGCCGCGAAGGUGGACCUGAGCACCUCCACCGACUGGAAGGAGGCCAAAUCCUUUCUGAAGGGCCUGAGUGACAAGCAGAGAGAGGAACAUUACUUCUGCAAGGAUUUCAUUAAGCUGAAGAAGAUCCCCACGUGGAAGGAGACAGCAAAAGGGCUGGCUGUGAAGGUGGAGGACCCCAAGUAUAAGAAGGACAAGCAACUGAAUGAGAAAAUCUCCCUGUACCGUGGGGACAUCACCAAGCUGGAGGUGGAUGCCAUUGUCAACGCUGGCUGCACCAGCUCCUCGGGGAGAAUGUUGCUACCCACCCCAGAGGUCCUCAGGAAGUCUCUUGGCUCUGCCUUGCCCUGGCACCUGACUCUGCUGGUCACUGCCGAAGGUGUGCGAGGCACCCAGUUGGUUCUUCCCCCGUGGAGCUGUAAAAUGGACAAUGGAAAAGCGGGCAGCCUGGCUGGUGAACAAGUGUGGGUGCAGGGACCAAAGUAUCAGAGGGGCAGGAGAGGGCUCUGGAGACUGGUACAGGGUGGGUCCAUGGAUCUGCCUGUCAGCUCUGUUACUGAGGCGCACUCCAGCACUAGCUGAGCUGGCUGCCCUGGGCUGGCGGCCUUCUCGGCCAUGCUUCCCCCAGGACGUGGCAUCCGGGGAGGUGCACUUGCCAGGCUUCUGUCUCUGCACGAUGGGGAUGAGGGAGAGUGAUCUGUCGGAUUGUUGGGGACACGAGGUGGGAAUGACACUCACUUACCGCCUGCACGGGAGCCAAGGGUUCGACACCUGCACUGUGACACCAUUAGCAUCAUGCCGAGUGCCAAGGACUCGCUGCUUCCUGUAGAUGGCCAGCCAUCCCUCCUCUCGCUUGCCUUAGUGGACCUAACACCUCUUGGUGUUAGGCAAGUGAAUGGCAAGCAGUAGCUGAAGCAGAUGUUGGACAUUGGUUUUUCCACGCAGAGCCUGCGUCCCUAGUGUUUGAUGCGGGUAUUGGUCUUAGUCAGAGGAGUCCUCAGUGGCCUGGGUUCUCUCCCCAACCCCCUGCGAUCUUUUGGGCCCUGGCUUCACCCUGUCAGAGUCGCCCACCAGGAGGCAGCAGAGAUCGCGUUUCCGAGGAGCCCAUAAAUCAGCCUUUAUUAGUGAAAUAAAAGUCGCAGGCAAUGUGGGGCUUUUCAGGGCUGCAUAAAUCUGCGUCCGAGCCUCGUGAAACCCAUAUGUGCUUAAUUCAUAUGUAAAGUUUCAAGCAGGAAGAGAAUGCGUGUCCAUUAAAUUCUAUUUGACUUGAUUAUAA
This is a messenger RNA of Mus musculus (house mouse), 1616 nucleotides long. It is a transcript of the gene Macrod1, whose product is annotated as mono-ADP ribosylhydrolase 1. Gene Ontology annotation, molecular function: deacetylase activity; ADP-ribosylglutamate-[protein] hydrolase activity; O-acetyl-ADP-ribose deacetylase activity. The record is from RefSeq and is marked validated. Lineage: Eukaryota; Metazoa; Chordata; Mammalia; Rodentia; Muridae. Gene Ontology annotation, cellular component: nucleoplasm; nucleus. The transcript is spliced from 4 exons. Gene Ontology annotation, biological process: purine nucleoside metabolic process; protein de-ADP-ribosylation; DNA damage response. The coding region runs from base 101 to 922 and encodes 273 amino acids.